GCAGAGAAGUGGAUCCUGGAUGGAUCUGUGGGGCCUGGGCCGGCAGCCUACGCACCCAACCAUGGAGCCGGCAGCCAAGCGCUGGGGGCUGGAGGUUGCAGUGCGGUUGCAGGUGAGUUCUGGAGGGUAGCUCGAAUGAUCCUAUCGGAGUCCUAUUCACGGCAACUUUUCCAGAAGUCGGGUCGACAUGGGCACGCGAGCUCGCAGCUGGCGCCUCCAGACUGUCGUUCAGAGGGGCUCGCCGGCCUACUCGACGGCUGGGCGGGGCAAGGACAAAUCGCGUUCGAUGGGACCUGGCCCCGGUCACUAUGGCCCUCCGCGAAGCACAUUGAGGGGCAAAGUCGGAAGGUGGGGCGAUUCUCCCAAUUUGCGACCCAAGAGCGCUCCCUUCGACGACGGCAACGGCCGAAGUCCAGGCCCCAACUACAUGCCUGGAGAGGGACCUCAUGGACCGCGCUACAGCAUCGGAGCUCGACGGGAGGCUGCCAGGCUCAUGCUGGGCAGGUUGCCAGGACCAAGGACUCAGUUUGGCUACUGAGAUUACCUGAGGUGUGCGGAGUUACAAAUAGGAAAGCCAUCGAGACCUUUGAUGUGCUGGAGUAA
Molecule: messenger RNA, 603 nt
Organism: Symbiodinium necroappetens
Lineage: Eukaryota; Dinophyceae; Suessiales; Symbiodiniaceae
Source: the annotation of a GenBank genome assembly